AUGACCAAAAAGGCCUUGUCACGAGCUGAAGUCGAACCAGCACCUCUGGGAAAUGAAGACAAUCCUAGCGAACUACCAUUUCUUCUAAUCGUGACUUUGUUUACCCGGUUCGUCAUGCACAAUCAAAGCAAAACUAAAAUGACUACAUCCGGUCGCGUUUCCGCUAAAACACUAGAAUCCCAAAAUGAGUUAUUUAAAGAUAUAGGAGCUACUGUCCCCCUCGAGUCGUGCAAUGCGAUUUCGCAUCGACGAUUCCAAGCUACAAUUGUGGGUUUGAUAGUAGCGUUAGGACGACUGGUUCUUGUAGUUGUAUUGCCCAAACGCAACGACUCAAACAACUACGAGUGCUCCCAAGACGAUGAGACGCAUGCGCUAUACCGUCGAGUAUUGCUUGCGAAGCAACCGCAACUCGUUGUAGGUCCUCUCCUUACAUUACAGUCGAGUAGCUUUCACUCCUUCGCUUGCAAUGUGCGGUUGGUUUACCUAACACAUGGCUUCCCCAACACCAAUAGUCGCAUGAGUUCUCCUAGACCAGAACCCAUGCCUUUGAACAAACCGCAUGAUGCGUUCCGGAGUUUCCGUAGUUCUGUUACCGCCUUGUCGUCUUGGGUUGGGAAGGAUACGACAGGCUCAAUUCAAGGACACUCAAUUUCAAGCUCAAUUUCAGGCUUUCGAAGCUCUGACACUUUCUGUAGCUCUUCGUUCGUUCGGCAGAGGCGUAGAGCUAUCUACUUGGUCGCGACUGGCUCUGCUAUUCUAGGUUCUCCCUAUGGCACUACACAUCGUUCCCUUCGGUCGAGCGAAUCCCAUUGUUCCGGUCUGAGAAUCCCUAUGUCUGAGGUCGAGCAGCUACGCUCUCGUUGUUCGAGGUUAGAUCCUCGUAUGUUGCCACUCUCGUCACUGGGCAUUCUCACUUUUUCCUUGUUAUCUCAGGACACUCUGCCAGGUUGUUCCUUGUUGACCGGCCUUGUGAUUCUCGUUAUAGAAUGUAGUGCCCAACAGUUUAAAGGAACGGGUGAAGUCUCGGGAUCCGCUCUAGUCGAGUAA
This is a messenger RNA of Lactuca saligna, 1047 nucleotides long. The record is from the annotation of a GenBank genome assembly. Lineage: Eukaryota; Viridiplantae; Streptophyta; Magnoliopsida; Asterales; Asteraceae.